Molecule: messenger RNA, 3439 nt
Organism: Marchantia polymorpha subsp. ruderalis
Lineage: Eukaryota; Viridiplantae; Streptophyta; Marchantiopsida; Marchantiales; Marchantiaceae
Source: the annotation of a GenBank genome assembly
UCUGCUACCAAAUUCAUGGAGCACGCGCUCCAUGAAUUAUGAGUUUUGGUCGGUGGCAGAUGCAAAUUCUCAUCUUGUGCCUCCUACCACUUCCGAAGACACGGCUGUCAAUCUGUCUGUCUGUCAGUCAGUCACUCACAUCGAGGCAAACGUCCGAAGAUCGUAAAACUGGACGGUCUUUGAAUGUCACGAGCGCUGCAGCGAAUAAAUGUCGAGCACCGUGGCAUGCGCCUACUCCGAUGCAGAGGCUGCCUACCUCUGUCUCCGUGUGUUGACACUGCCUCCUUGUGCCCCAUCCGUCACCUUCUUACAUAAUUCACCACCUUUGUUUUCAGCAUGGUGCUUGUGAUUGGUUCAGUGACUUGAUCGUCGAUGGUUGUCUUCAUGAGCCCGAGCUUUUCGGAGUCCAUAACGUCAGACUCGCACUUCUCAGACAGAUCCAGCUUCUCGUGACCGGCCGUUUCUGUAUGUGCACGAUUUCCAUCCAGGGAGAACCGAGUGACGACAUGUCGAGAGAUGUGGACUUUGUGUCUCUUGUCUAAGCUCCUCUUGUGGAGACACGACCAGACGACAGGACGUGAUGUUCGACGUGACCGUGCUCAGACGAAUUUUGACAUCCUGGCCUUCAGCGUUCAGUGGGAUGAGAUAAAAAUGUGGGAGCUCGUGUUUCUUCUGCUCGUGAUCGUCCUAUACUUCUAGCCAUAGCACAAGCGCGCAUCAGUGUUUACAUGAGAGGACGUAGUUUCCCCAAGUUUGGAUUCGGAGAAAAUAUGAGGCGGUUUGGAUUCUGACAGUGGUGACUGGAUUCUAUCUAGGUGCUUCUAUGGCUCCAAAAAUUUUGGCGACGGAUUUGUGGAAAGGUUUGACAAAAGAAAAGAGCCUAAAACUUCAGCGAGAAUUGAUGCGACCUUGUCAAAUGAUAAGACCAACUGGCCGUCAACUUGAAGAAACAGGAGUCGGGCCGGAUUUCAGACACAGAUUCACCAUGCACUGCAUCCAGUAUUAUCAAAUAGUUUGGAGCUGGUCUCAGUCGUGGUUUAGCAUUUUCCUUGUAAACUUUCUGAGGGCGAAAAGUGGAGUCUGGACGCUAGCAAGGAAAGCAAUACAUCGAGAAGGUGAGGCGAUGGAAAGAGUGCGAGAGGUGGUGAGUCGCUUGCAUUCGUUAGCAACUCAAGUGUACCAUGGCCGAGGUGAGGUGAUGGAUAAAGUGAACCAGAUGUACAGGCUCAUGUGGUUGGUAGCAACGUCAGCCAUCCACUGGCGAACUGAGAUGGUGGGCAUGGUGAAACAGAAUGUAAUGUCACGUUUUACCAGUUUCUAUUAUCCUGAAGACGACGACGACAACAAUCUCGAGAAGCAGCCGUUCAGGAGAAGAUUCCCGGUGGAUCGUCUUUAUGAACUAAUCAAAUGCCAAUGCGCGAAAAUCCAGAAACGAACAGUUAAAAUUGUGAGCUGCAAGGUUGUAUGGUUCGUGGGUCUGCUUGCCGCUCAAGCUCUCGUGGUAUACUUCGUGCAUCAGUCGCGAAGCUCAUCACACGUAAGAGACUGUCGAAGAGCCCGUCAACUCCCUCAUCAUCACAUGCCAUCGGCGUGGUACUAUGAGCAUGUACAUUAUUAUCCGGUUCCACGGCUGAAGAUUUUGACAACAGAAGAUGGUGCACCUCCGAUCCAAAGCCAGAUCGCUAGCAGUCCACGAGAAAUUACCAUCGCCACACACACAACAAUGGACAGAUUCCCUGCAGUGGAAAUGACAGCAUUCCGUUGGAGUGGUCCCAUGGUUCUGGUGGUACUUGUCAGAGUUCUGUCCGAACUUGAAUCGACGUACGCCAAACUGGAAUUACUACACUCUCGAGUGGAGGCGGAAGGAAGAUGUAGGCUGCAAAUCCAAAUUGCUAUUGAAGAAGGUUUUAGAAAUGAUGGUCAAGCACUGCAAGCUCUGUACCCAAUAAACAGCAUGCGCAAUUUAGCGUUAGGCAUGGUCACUACUCAACUGGUGUUUCUGGUGGAUGCCGACUUCGUUCCAAAUCCUGGGCUGCAUGAACAUUUAACCCAACACGAAGAGAAGUUUAAUGAUCUGAUUAAGAAGACCGAGGAAUGGAACCAGUUGCUGGUGGUACCAGCGUUUCAGCUGAGUGAAGACAAGACUAUUGAGUAUCAGCACAGCCUCCAUGUACUGCCUCACACGAAGGAAGAGCUUCGAGAGGCCUGGUGGAAUGGCAUUGUUGACUGCUUUCAAUGUGAUGUCUCCCCGGAUUCUCAUCAGCCUACAGAGUAUUACAGAUUCACUGAUCCCGCGGUCUCCUGGCCGUAUCAAGUCUGGUACAAAGAGGGAUACGAGCCCUUCUACAUUGCUUCUAGGAAUCAUCUUCCCAAGUUCGACGAUCGUUUCAGAGGGCAUGGGAAGAACAAGAUUUCGCAUACCUACUUACUGUCAGUCAAGGAGUUUACAUUUUGGGUGAUACCAGAGGGAUUUCUUGUGGAGCUUCCUCAUCCUCCCUCACUUUCGGAGAAACGAAAAGUCCAGGAUCCACUGCAGACAUGGCGAAUUGAUGGAAUCUACAACCGUUCCAUGCGCGAAAUCAACUUGAUUUACAAUAUAACUACUCCUAAGAAAUCAGAGACGGAAAAGACGGGAGGACUUCCCUGCUGACUAGUGUCAUCGAAAGUGCUGCAGCCAGCUUCAAAGGUGAAGUCUAGUCGCUUUGUAAAGACAAUUAGAAUCCAUCAAUACCUAGUGACUGCAUAUGGAGUAUUGGGAGUGUAGAGCUCCAGCUAUGCCAGCUAUUUCAAGCAGCAUACGGAGCAUGAAAUUGUUAAGCACGGGUUGACCAGUCAGCACUUCCAUGCUUCUUUGAACAUGGAUAAGAGUUCAUGUGUAGAUAAGCUUUCCGCUGUUAGCUGAAGUGGGCUUAAGUGAUAUACAAUGAUUCAAUCAGGUCAGAAAAGUAAGCUGAGGUUUGUAUAGUAUCCUAGAAAUCUGAAAUUAUCAAGAUUCCAGUAGUACCCUCUGAUAAGUUGAUAUAUCUAUCGCGCAAUCAGUUGUUUGAUGCAAGACUCAGAUAUAAUGUCGUUAGCCUUGACGUUUAAGUCCAUGCUUUCAUCGUCAGAUGUCAAGAUGCAGAUGUUACCACAAAACAGUUGACAGAAUGAUUUCAUGACACCAUCAGGGUUCUGACAAAAAGAGCGUCCAAUCAGCUGAUUCAAGUACAACUGCUUUCCUCCUUUCAUAAUCAAUCGGCACAGGUGACCGUGGCUGUCUGACAUAGGUGCUACUGUAACCUACCAUGUCAAACUGUGCUGUAGAUCGCUCCCAUAUUCUUGAAAAAUGCUCUUCAUUUCUCAAACACGGGUACUCCAAAAUAUAAUUUCUACAUUGAAUGACAACAUUGAAUUCUAUCAUGACAACUAUCUCCCGACUUGCAUCCAGCGAGUGGGAAUG